Molecule: messenger RNA, 5186 nt
Organism: Nicrophorus vespilloides
Lineage: Eukaryota; Metazoa; Arthropoda; Insecta; Coleoptera; Silphidae
Exons: 12
Coding region: 364-4764 (1466 amino acids)
Biological process (GO): chromatin remodeling
Cellular component (GO): nucleus
Molecular function (GO): histone H3K36 demethylase activity; histone H3K9 demethylase activity
Source: RefSeq, a predicted model, not a curated record
AAUGGUUGAAACUAAGUCUUUCUGAUGGUUGCGGAGUUAGGAUUGGCGAAGUUUUGUUCUGUGCGGUGCGAUGUUUCGAGAUGUGAGCUAAACUAAGCAACAUUAAAUAGUGUACGACAGUGCAGGAAGGUAGUAACGUUAUCUUGGAGCGUCAUAGGGAAUAACAUCGAUGUGUUGUAAUUCAAUUUCGAGAAAUAUCCUUAAUGAAAACAGUUACGUGCAUUGUAUGUCAACAAUAAUGGCUGUGUCUACUUGAACGAAAUCCACAAAACUUUAUCAAUCAAUCAUAAUUUGAAGCUGCAAUCACCGAAAUAACUGGGAAGCACUUGUUUUUCAACCGAAUUCAGUCAAAUCGCUGUAAUCAUGGCAGAGCCCAAUUCGUCCAAACCCAGGAUAAUGGUUUUUCGGCCAACCUGGGAAGAGUUCAAAGAUUUUUCCAAAUACAUUCAACACAUGGAAUCUCACGGUGCACACAAAGCAGGUCUAGCCAAGGUGAUUCCACCACAGGAAUGGGUUCCCAGGAAGUCUGGAUACAAUUUGGAUGAUCUGAAUCUGACAAUACCAGCACCUAUUUGCCAAGUAGUCACAGGGAAACAGGGUCUAUAUCAACAGAUAAAUAUACAAAAGAAAUCAAUGACAGUUCAACAAUACAGGGAUUUGGCUAAUUCAGAUAGAUACAAUACUCCCAGGCAUUUUGACUAUGAGGAUCUAGAAAGAAAAUACUGGAAGAACAUCACCUAUGUUGCACCCAUCUAUGGAGCGGAUGUUUCUGGUAGUCUUACAGAUCCUGACGUUGAUGAAUGGAACAUAAAUCGAUUGGGAACAAUUUUGGAUCUAGUCAAUGAAGAUUACGGUAUUUCAAUUGAAGGUGUAAAUACAGCAUAUUUAUAUUUUGGUAUGUGGAAGACAACAUUUGCAUGGCACACUGAAGACAUGGAUCUAUAUUCUAUAAAUUAUUUGCAUUUUGGUGCACCAAAAACUUGGUAUUCUAUACCACCAGAACAUGGAAGAAGGCUUGAACGUUUGGCCAAUGGUUUCUUUCCAUCAAGUUAUCAAUCUUGCCAGGCCUUCCUUAGGCACAAAAUGACCCUUAUAUCACCACAAGUAUUAAAACAAUAUUCAAUUCCUUAUAAUAAGAUUACUCAAGAAGAAGGCGAAAUUAUGAUAACAUUUCCGUAUGGUUAUCAUGCCGGUUUUAACCAUGGUUUCAACUGCGCUGAAUCAACAAAUUUUGCCGCUCCUCGUUGGGUUGAAUACGGCAAACGGGCAACACAGUGUACAUGCAGUAAAGAUAUGGUGAAAAUAUCUAUGGAUACGUUUGUUAAAAGAUUUCAACCAGAAAAGUACGAGAAAUGGUUGCAAGGUUGUGAUAUUGGACCACAUCCGGAGGAACCAAACAGACAAGUUGCAGCGCCCCAUCCAAUGCCUCAAGACAUUUUAUGCAACAAAAAUAAUCCCGAAUUACCGAGCAGUUUCACAUUACCAAAACGCAGCAUGGCAGGACGAAAGAGCAAAUCUUCGUUUACAGAACAGCAAGAUUUCUCAAUGACUGAUUUUCCUAGAGAUUUACAAAUGCAAUUAAUAGAGGAAGAUAUGGCUAGUGCUGAAGACAUAGUUCCUGAUGAACAGCAAAUGGAAGUGUUGGAAGAUAUUUGGUUAAAAGCUGGGGAAAUUGAUGUUGAAGAUGCUACCAUGUUAGACGAAGGAUACAAAGUUGGAGGACACAGAAAGAAACGGCGCAGCAAAGAUAAUAAAACACCAAGAAAACGCACUCCGAAGAAGAAAACGAAGCCAGUGAUUCCCGGAAUUCCAUUUUCCACAAAUUCGGCUUUGGACGAAAUCACCGCUAGUGGAUUAUUUGCACCGUGCUCCUCGAAUCAAACAAAAAAAGUGUGCGGUCCAAUUGUGGCUCCAAUUUCUGGAGUAAGGGGUGUGAUUUCAGUGAAUUCUUCAGUAAAACAAGAACCAUCGAAUAGUGUCGACGAAGAUAUCUCAAAUUCAUUUGAUCGAAUAAUACGUGAAGCUACCAUCGAACAUGAAAGGACCCUUCAAGUGUCUGAGAGGGAAAGGAUGCUUAAUGCUAAAGUCAAGAUCUUUAAAGCUGAGCCAGAAAAGGUGAAAAUUGAGACGUUUUCUGAUGUUUCUGCGGAUUUCAUAUCAAAAAUGGGCGUCGAAGUAAAACACGAAGCAGCUAUAAAAAAGAAGCCGCGGAAGAGUACACAUCCGAAGAAUAUAAAGGAUAUGACUGUCAGGAGUUUAGAUUGUGGAAAUUUUAUAAAGACUGUGGAAAGGAUGCCCACUUUAAAAGUACAAACUGUGACUGAGCCAUUUAUAGAACAUGAAAGCAUGCCUACUUUGGACCCGCAGAGAGCAAACACUGAACGUCUUCUGCGAGCCAUCAGUAGUGGUCAAUAUACUAUUGUACCUUCACAUGGCGACGCUCAAAUACGUAUUAAAAGAGAAGAUGCAGCUCAGACAAUAACGACACCAGCCGUUAAUACGAAUGUUGUGCAAUUGGUAAAAGCUCCACAAUCGAACCAGUUGCCAUCAGACAAUGAAAUGAUUAUUUCUAAGUAUUUGAACAACCCACAGAAAAAUAAUUUGCAUAUUGUUCAGACAAGUCCAGCCAUGGUUAAUCAGAUUAAGCAAAAAAUAACUGAACAAAUUAAAACCAAUGCCAUUCAUUUGCACCAAACUGUGCGUCCACAAGUAACUCAACUGUUGAAUCAACAAGCUCCCGAGAAUCGUAUAAUAAUUGGUGGUACAGAAAAGGCAGUUUACAUGGUCGACAAUAAAACCCUGAUGUAUAAUUUACCAAAAGCCAACCAGGUAGUAUUACCCUCAACUCAACAAUCAUCUACAAGUGAAACGAAUCCAGUGAACUAUAAUAAAUACUAUACCAUCAAUUCUGUGCCAGCUGCAACGCCGAUAACGGAAGCACAGGACCGUUUUUACCCGAUGACCUACAAGCCCAUAAGCUUAGAAAAAGAUGCGGAAAUGUCCCCGGUGGCUGACUGGAAGCAAGAUUUGAAGAAGCAACCCUGCGGCCAAAAGAUCAACAUAGGCGAGAUUACAGUUACGAAACUGGACAAAGCACAGACGUCCAAUGAAACAACACGUAAACCAAAUGUAACCAGACAACCCGCAGAUAAAAAGCAUAUAUUAGUUGUGAAUAACAAUGAUAUUAAACCAAAGAUAACAAAGUUUAACACUGAGAGAACUCUUCAGAAAAUAAACGAAGAUAUGAAGUAUGCAGGUAUUAAGCAAAAAGGUGCAAUUAAUGGUAUGGAUCAAGAAAAUUUGUUGAAAGUCAAAACACCAGUUCAGAUCAAUGCUGGACAGGAAUUAAAAAUGGCGAAUGAGUGCAAUUACAAUUCUUUUCUGAUUAAGCAAAACAAGACUGAUAGUGAAACUAAGUUCAAUCUACUUACAGUUAGUAAUCUGAAAUUGGAUAAGGAAAAUAAUUUAGAAACUGACUUAAAUGAGAUACAUCACAAGGGCAAAGGGUGUUUGCUUGAAUGCAAUGAAGACACAGAUAAAGAUAAUAUUGAAGCAAAUUGUGAAAGUAAAAUGGAAGGAGCAACAAUUCGUUCAGGUAUCAAGAGAUAUAGCUCUGGUAAACCAGUAAUGGACGAAGACAAUAUUAAUCAUGAUGAAGCUGAUGAGAAAGUAAAAAUGGAAUAUAGCGAUGUCGCCUGCGACAAUGAUGAUUCGUUUGUGACUUCAAAAACUUCUCAGUCAAUAAAUGAAUCAUUUUCGUCUGAGACAAAUUCUUCUUUAGAAAACAAAUCUUUCAAUAACUCAAUGGACACUAGCAAAACUAGCAAUUCAAUUGUUAAAACGAUACAAUUGAAUUUGGCUGUAUUCGAGGUACUAAACCGUGAGAUUAUGGAUGACAAUUCAGAGUUGAGCUCAUCCGAGGAUAGUGUUGAUGAAGAUUUUCUUCACAAUGAUAACCAGUAUCUCUUCAAAGGCAGCGCCAGUGAUUUGAAUAAUUACACAAAUAUGGAAGGCAUCACUUGUAAAUUACUCAACUUCUUAAAAUCGGUUCCGGGUGAAAAGAUCGAUCGGAACGCUAUUAAGCAGUAUCUGGAAGGAACGGGACUAAUCUUAUUUAAGAACGACAAGGGGUUGUGGGAUGUUCGAAGUGAUGAACUAUAUCUUUCCGACAGUUGUGAAUUGAAUUCAGCGAAGCGCCAGAAAGUAAAUAAAAUAAACGGUUUACUGAAGAAAGUCAAGACAUUGACUCCAUACAAAGCGAUCGUGCGUCUUUCGGAUUGUAUGCUGAAUGUUGCGAAACAAGAUAAAAGCAGACUGUUAGCCCAAUUACAGAGUCAAUCAGAUGAGGAUGACGAGGACGACAAUAAGUUAUUAAGCGAGUUUGAAAAGAAGCGAGUGCUGGAGGAGGUUUGGGCUCGUAGGAACGAUGGAGCAUUUUAUAGAGCUGUGAUAUUGGAGAAAUAUAAGGAAUGCCGGUGUGUGGUGUUUAUAGAAUCUGCCGGAAGUAUAAUCAUAGAUGUGGCGGUAAGUGACAUCCGCUCAAUAAAUGACAGCGAAAAGGCAGUCAUGACGGGCGAUCGAAUAAUAUUGACACGGAACAACGAACAACAGGAAGGCGUGUUGUUGAAGAAAACUAAACAUUAUUUGUAUAAAGUGAAGUAUCAAGACGGACAAAUAGCCGUAGUAAAGAGGAGUUGUGUAUUUACGAAGGAUUCAUCGUUCGCUAAGAAAAUAGCUAGUAAAAUUAGAGAUAAACCCACUUAAGUAACUGGAUAUCGUUUAUUGUUUUACAUAAAUUAUUUAUUUCAUUUAGCGUUUAAGACUGAUCAGAGUGUUAUAAUUUAAUGACUUUUUAACUUUAUUCCGUUCAUUUUUUUUUUAAUUUAUAUGAUUCGUUGAUUCUAUUGGAAUCCUAUUGUUUCUAAAAAAAAAACACAUCUUUUAUUAUUAAUAAUAUUUUGCAAAUUGUGAUGAUUAAAUUUAGUAUCUAUGUAGAGAAUAUGUUCGAAGUACAAAUUAUCGCAAUACUAAAUACUAAACGACGUCUCGUUAUCACCGUCAUUAGUGGCGAAUCGUUAGUUUCAGUCUUCGCAAAAUUUGUACUCUUUCUAUCAUUUCUGUUGAACAUUUUCGUUGUACAAUCAUUUUAUGUAUAUAUACAGGAAAAUAAUAGAUUAUUUGACGUG